AUGGCUUCCUCAAUGCUUUAUGUGCCAAAUUCUAGCAUUUCUUGUGCUACAUUUACAGCAGAUCCUGUGAGACGACCACGUUCCUCUUUAACACAAGUGUCCUUUGUGAAAUCAUCGAAUGAUUUCAGUUCAUAUAAGCAAUCUUCUGUACUUAGUGCACCCACAAGAAUCACUAAAGCCAUGGAGUCGAGAUUGGCUCGUGUUUGGAGAGAGAUUCAGGGAUUGAACAACUGGGAUAACCUAGUUGAACCCUUGGAUUCUCUUCUUCGAGAGGAGAUCAUUCGGUAUGGUGAAUUUGUUACUGCUUGUUACAAGGCCUUCGAUCUCGACCCCGAGUCAAAAAGGUACUUGCAUUGCAAAUACGGAAAGAAAAACAUGCUGAGGGAAGUUGGAUUGGGUGAUUCAGGUUAUGAAAUCACCAAGUACAUAUAUGCAACACCUGACAUCAACAUUCCAACCCAAAAUGACUCAUGCUGUGGCAGAUGGAUUGGAUAUGUUGCAAUGUCAAAAGAUGAAGAGGUUCGUAGACUUGGAAGAAGAGAUAUAUUAAUCACAUUCCGAGGAACAGUUACGAACUCCGAAUGGGUUGCGAACCUAAUGAGUUCGUUGACACCGGCUCGACUCGAUCCCAACAAUGAUCGGCCUGAAGUAAUGGUGGAAGCUGGUUUUCUAAGCUUAUAUACUUCCGAUGAAAGUGCUUCCAAAUUCGGGAUACAAAGUUGUCGUGAACAACUUCUAUCGGAGAUUUCAAGGAUUCUCAACAAGUUUAAAGGCCAAGAUAUGAGCAUAACACUUGCUGGACACAGCAUGGGAAGCUCUCUUGCCCUUCUUCUAGCAUAUGAUAUCUCAGAACUCGGAUUGAAUAAGGAUGUUUCAGGUAAUAAAGACGUGCCAGUAACAGUAUUUUCCUUUGCAGGUCCGAGAGUUGGAAACUCUGGUUUCAAAGAAAGGUGUGAAGAACUAGGUGUAAAAGUUCUUAGAAUUGUAAACAUCAAUGACCCCAUCACAAAAUUACCUGGGGUUUUUUUCAAUGAAAAUUUUAGGGUUUUCAAUGGGAGAUAUGAGUUUCCUUCGAGCUGCUCAUGUUACGCCCAUGUCGGCGUAGAAUUGCUUCUCGAUUUCUUUAAGAUGCACAAUCCUUGUUGUGUUCAUGACUUGGAAACUUACAUCAGCUUGCUAAAAUGUCCAAAGAGUCUGCAGGUGCAAAGGGAAGGCACUGAUUUGAUUCACAGAGCCAAAGAGCUUCUUCUUAAUGCACAAAGAUUCUAUGCGUUGCAAUGGAGAAAUGCAGCUUUAAAUAUGGUGAAUUUGUUUCAGUCUCAAUGGACAGAAGAAAUAUUUAUACUAACAAUUAUUAACAUUUCUUGUAUGUCUGAACUCGUCUGCCUUGUUCAUAUAUUUUGUUGGUGGAGGAGUUCAUCUUUUAACCUAAUGAUAUGA
Fraxinus pennsylvanica is the source of this 1440-nucleotide messenger RNA. NCBI's taxonomy places the organism in Eukaryota, Viridiplantae, Streptophyta, Magnoliopsida, Lamiales, Oleaceae. The record is from the annotation of a GenBank genome assembly.